AUGAAGAACACUGGCGAUCGACACCAUUUUCAGUUCCUUCUGUCCCGCGACUCACCACCGCCAGCGGCGCAUGAGGGCGAAGCUCCUACUCCACCCUCAUCGCCCGUGUUGGGGACAUUCGCGCCACAGCCUGCGCCCAAAGCAUCGCAACGGGCCAGGCCAUAUGCCCGUACGUUGUCGAGUUCCGCCCGAAAACCGAUCCUGGCCCAUGAGUCCCGCUGUGCGAUCUGCAAACGCAAGAUCCCCCGCUACUCGAAGCGCGGCCAAGUGAAUCAUGUCAACUCUUGCUGGUCCGCGCUAAGAGAAGCUGCGGAGACUGCGAAGACGAAGAGGCUGGCAGAGAUGAAUGCCAUGGAGAUUGCCGAGCGUGUGUUGAGUCGGGCGGGAAAGAAUCCCAAGGGAGAAAUGGGGGCGUUGGUCGAGGAGGUGGACGCCGCCACGGCGGAUGCAGAUACUGAGGCAGAGAACGAGGAUCCGUUGACUGGAGUAGAGAUGAACACUCUGCCAGAGGGAUGCUCAGAUUCUUGCUUGCCACCACCACCCAAGACUGCCCCAACGACAUGUAUUGUCUGCGGAGUGAAGCUGCCGGACCUUGCUCUCGAUGCUCUCCUGCACCAGCGUCACUGCCUAAGAAAGGCAUACCCUCCUCAAUGCCCAGUCUGCCAUAUCAAAUUUCCUCCUUCUCCAAACACUCCACUAUCCACUCACACAGCCUCCUCACCUUCUAUUUCUGUGGGAUCUGCCAAAAAAUGGACGCCAGAUACCGUCCUCGAACAUCUCCACUAUUGUAUCCGACGCGUUCCACCCGUCCAAUCCGAACACCACGCCGACUUCACCGCAACACUAGCUGUCUGCGAUCGCCCUUGGGCACUAGCAACGCGGAUUCUCGUCCGAAGCUUCGGACCAAAGAAGAAUUGGACCCUCCGUGACCAUCGUCGCAGUAACAAGGACAAGCUCUUUGGCAAAGGUCUCGAAGUCGGCAAGGCUUAUACGAUCGCAGCUACUCCACUGAGGACUUCAACUAGCUUCAUUGGCGAUGCGUCUCAGAGUGAUAUGCAAAUCACUGUACGCCUGAAGACGUGGUGCUGGACAGGCUUGAGGAUUGACGCUUUCAGACGCAUAGCUUUUGACAAGUUAUUCGAGCGACUGGAGAUGCCAAUGGGGAUGAAUUACAACAAUUGGAUGAAGUUGGAGAAUGUAUUGACGUUUGUUAUAAAGCAGCAGGAGUCACCGAAGUGUGCUUUGUGGGGGAACAAGGCUUCACGUCUUGGACUUUUCUACGGGAAUGUGUCUGAUGAGGAGCUUCCAGAUGCGGGGUUCGAGCCUGGGAAAUCUUCGAUUAUCGCAAGGGCUUUAGAGAGGGAGAAAACUAGAGUAUUCGUGGAAAAGAAGGCGAGUGAAAAGACGGAGGAGACGAAGAGUGAGCAGAAAGCUAUUCGUCCACCGCCUAGCUUCGAGCACGUCAAGAUACCUCCAGCACGAGUGGAUGGAACAUUCACUGCGCCACACCCAUCUCUGUUCAAUUUCACCCCCUCCCGUCCCCAUAUACCCGCAACUAUACCACCCCCGACACCCAGCCCCUUCCCUCGUACCCCGACACCACCAGAAAUCCAAACCAGGAUCGACCCCAGCUCCCUCGAAUUCUUCAAGACCUUCCUCCAAACUCUCACACCCGCUUCAACCACCAUCCCUCCUCAAACUCGAACCCCAGGCCCCCCAAAUCCGCCCACGCCAGUCGACGGAGCACCAGUAUCACUCCCCCACACACCAACGCCCGAAGACUUUGUCGCCAAUUUCAAAGUCCUCUCCAUAAACUCAAGCGCGAACACGGAUGUAGCUUGCACGGCUACUGACAUCGACCCGAGCCCGCGCACGCGUCUCGAUUUUGACUAUCCAAAUCAUCACACACCUCGGUACUCCACGGAAUGCACAAAGCUAUGCAUUUCGGAUGCUGCUCAUGAUCCGUUUGUUAGAUUUGCGCGGAGGGUGAGGGGGGGCGAUAUGGCGGAGGAGGAGAGGGGGAAGCAGGAUGCGGAGAGGCAUGGGGAUGCUGGGGAGGGUGGGGUUAGGCUUGAGGAGUGA
Molecule: messenger RNA, 2082 nt
Organism: Plenodomus lingam JN3
Lineage: Eukaryota; Fungi; Ascomycota; Dothideomycetes; Pleosporales; Leptosphaeriaceae
Source: RefSeq, a predicted model, not a curated record